CAGAGCUCCACCACCUUCCAGAGAAGCUCCUCCCUUCAGAAGUCUGGAUCCGCUGGCCUGAGUGAAUGGACUCUGUACACAGCUUUUCUCUAACACUGUGACUUUCUUGUGUGGAGUAAAAAUACAAACCACAAUGAGACCAAUUUACUUUUGUAGUGCUUUGCUGUUGCUCACCUUCAUUCCCAGAGCCUGUCAAGGUGGCAACAUCUUGGUCUUCCCGACUGAGGGUAGCCACUGGAUAAACAUGGAUAUCCUACUGCAAGCUUUGCACUCGAAAGGACACAGUAUAACUAUUUUGCGUUCCAGCAAAAGCUGGUACAUCAAGGAAAAAGCCUCUAAUUACAACACCUUUACAGUUCAAGUGGAGAGGAGCUUAGAUCAGAAGUUUAUUACAGAAAUAGUAUCAAAAGUAAUCGAAUUUGAAAGGGGGUCUGUUCCGCUGAUGAAUUUUCUCCACAUGACUGUAGGAAUGUUCUCCACAUUUAUUGAGGCUCAUGCAGCUGUGGGAGAAUUUGUGUCAGCGAUGCUAGAUGACCAAGAGCUGAUGACAAACUUGAAGAACAGCAACUUUGACCUGGUGCUCACUGACCCCUGCUGGGGUGGAGGAGUCAUUUUGGCAAAAUACCUGAAUCUUCCUUUGGCUUAUAACGUUCGCUGGCUACUUGCUGGAGAUGCUCAUUUUGCUAUUGCUCCCUCACCUGUAUCAUAUAUUCCUAUAACAGGAUCUGGCUACACUGAUAAGAUGACCUUUUUUCAGAGAGUUAAAAAUGUGGUUUUGCAUGUAAUCACCCAAACACAAAAUCACCUGGUGGCCAAGCAAAUAUACCAGAAAAUAUGUGACAAAUAUCUUGGACCCGAUAUUGAAUAUAACCAGUUAGUGCAUCAUGCAGACAUCUGGCUCAUGAGGGUGGACUUUGUGUUUGAGUUUCCUCGUCCCACCAUGCCCAAUGCUGUCUAUAUGGGAGGGUUCCAGUGCAAACCGGCCAAACCUUUACCUGAACACCUGGAGGAGUUUGUUCAGAGUUCUGGAGAGCACGGAGUCAUCAUCAUGUCUCUGGGAACUUUUGUGAGUCAACUUCCGGCUGACAUAACAAAUGAGAUUGCAGCAGCUUUUGCCAAACUACCUCAGAAAGUCAUCUGGAGGCAUAAAGGCGACAGACCAGCCACUCUGGGAAACAACACUUUACUAGUGGACUGGAUGCCACAGAACGAUCUUUUAGGACAUCCCAAGACAAAACUAUUUGUGGCUCAUGGAGGAACAAAUGGUGUUCAAGAGGCUAUUUAUCACGGAGUCCCAGUGGUGGGCCUACCAGUGUUUUUUGACCAAUAUGACAACCUGCUGCGUCUGAAAGAGAGAGGAGCAGGUAGGAUUCUCACGUUAGCCCAAGUGGACAAAGACAACAACUUCCUGAAAGCCAUACAAGACGUACUCAGUGAACCCUCCUACAGGAUGAACAUGCAGAGACUUUCCAGGCUGCACAGAGAUCAGCCAGUGAAGCCGAUGGACAACGCCAUCUUCUGGAUAGAGUUUGUCAUGAGACACAAAGGAGCAGCUCACCUGAGAACAGAGUCGUACAGACUGCCCUGGUAUUCCUACUACUCUGUGGAUGUAUUUCUGUUCCUGGCUGGAGCUGUGCUAUUCGUGCUUUUAGUCAUUUUCAUUUUGAUAAAGUGUUUAUACACUUCAGUGUGUAAACAUAAAGUCAAACGUGACUAGUCAUUCCAGGAAAACAUUUUCUAUGUUAAACUUUCAAAAGUGAUUACACAGUCAGUGUAUGGACUGAUUCUGUUCAUUUUGAUAUUAAUAUAACAAUCAUUAUUUCAGACAUGACUUUGCAGUAAGUUAUUUUAAUAAAAUUUAAAGUUAAAAUUUGUUGAUUGUACUAUAGUAAAGUAUUUCUAUGAAAUAAAUGAAUUUUGUGACCUUUUUCAUAGCCAACACUGUGCAAAUAAAAAAUUUAAUAAAUGUAAAUUGAGGUAUACCUUCUUUGUCCCACUGGGACUACGUAUGCGCUGUGUUCAAUUUGUGGUCAGGAGCAAUGGCAGGAGGGCUCCAUGUACAUGAUGUCUCUAGGUAUUCUGAGAUGUGAACAAAUGGGAACAAAGAAAGACCAGGUUUAAAACUAUUAUCUUGCCUUAAAUUCAAGUGUAUUACUGUUUUGACUGACUAUAGACUGAAGAUUUAGCUGAGUGAAUCCUUUUCAUUUUUUCUUAAAUUUCUAUGUUGUCUAGUAAUGUCUGAUGUAAGCGUCACUCUGGUGAGGUGAGGCAAUUGUUGCAAAAAAAAACAAAUAAACAAAAAAGCUAAACAACAGGAGCUAUUUUUUCACUGCCACUGGUUCAGCCCUGCAGUUGUAAUUAUUUUUAAAAUAAGUGCCUGUAAUAGAUUUAUGUCACUUUAUUAGUUGCAAGUCAUGACCUUGUCAUGAAAUUUGACUGAAAUACUGAUGCCUGUUUCAGCGCUUUUACAAGAUAGACUUGACAAUUUUAUCAAGUCAGGUCCACACAUUUGAGGUUAAUUAUGUAAGAAAAUAAAUGUUGUAUAACUAUUAUCUUUUUUCUGAAUUACUGCUCAGCUACUUUUGUCCAUAAUGCAUGCAGUAUAUUGAUGUGAUUUAGAUUGCACAUGCUACAGUGAACUACUGGCAUUCAAUAACACUCCUGUAAUGUUUAGUUGAUGAAUGUUGUUGCACAAAUGUCACACUUAGUGUCUCAUAACAAAUGCUUUCAGACUGUUAUGUCUCUGUAUUUGGUGCAAAUUGAAAAUCCACCGUUGUCAAAGGGACAUGAAUCUUGCAGCAUAAUAAACAGAAACAUGUUUUUCUA
Messenger RNA from Scatophagus argus, 2826 nucleotides. Its product is annotated as UDP-glucuronosyltransferase 2C1-like. Gene Ontology annotation, molecular function: UDP-glycosyltransferase activity. The record is from RefSeq and is a predicted model, not a curated record. The transcript is spliced from 2 exons. The coding region runs from base 134 to 1717 and encodes 527 amino acids. NCBI's taxonomy places the organism in Eukaryota, Metazoa, Chordata, Actinopteri, Scatophagidae.